Messenger RNA from Fopius arisanus, 3568 nucleotides. Its product is annotated as protein zyg-11 homolog B. Lineage: Eukaryota; Metazoa; Arthropoda; Insecta; Hymenoptera; Braconidae. Bases 572 to 2926 code for a protein of 784 amino acids. Gene Ontology annotation, cellular component: Cul2-RING ubiquitin ligase complex. The transcript has 10 exons. The record is from RefSeq and is a predicted model, not a curated record.
ACCUGCUUACGAAUUUACGAAAUUGGGUGUGUGAUAACCUUGAAUAGUGCCAUCUAUUGGUUAUCAACCUCAGGACGUCACAGCUUCGCGCAUAGGGUCGUUAAUUUUUUUGCGGAUAUUUCUUAUAAUGAUUGUACCACGGACAUCAUGAUGUUCAGUAUUAACAAUUGACAGUCCUAGUAAACACCUAACCCCGUUACAAAUCUAUGAAUACAAAACUUUGUGUCGAUAUCAUAUGCAUUUUAUCAUCGUUGAUUGUUUGUGUUUUCUUCUGCUUUUGCAAUAUAGGUCAAUGAAAAUAAAUGGAUCCCUUCCUCACAGACGCAUCUCAGAGUGAUCGGUUCAUUAAUUAGUAUUGGUGUCAAAUAAUAGAGGUUAUGUAUUCUUAUUACUGUGCAGUACCCAUCGAUGUUAUAUAAGAAGAAUGAACCAUGGUUUUUCAUCGUUCUACGUAGGGAAAUAUCACUGAACUCAAACAGAAUGGGAAAUCGAAAUAACUAUUUAAUAAAGAUUGACUAUUUGGAGUUGAGCUUCUUUUUUGAUUUUCAAAAUGCAAUGAGAGUUUAAAAAAAUGUUUGAAUCACCGAAAAGUCUUGAAGAGGUCUGCAUUGACUUCAUCUGUGAGAAUGUCCUUGCUCUGUGUGAACUGCAGCCUGGUGAUUCUGGCGGCAUAAGUGUGAGCUCUACAGAUGUGGCUAUUGAUGAUCCAUUCCGUGCUUCGACGAGUGAGGGUAGUGUGAUCAUAUCAUCGGAAACAUUUACCAACUGCUCUGUGGACAACAUUUCAAAUGGAACUGCACCGAGACUAAGUUUCAAGGAUCCUGACGUGUUUUUACCAGCAGAGAUAUCUGAACAACUUUUGGCAAAUCUCUGCGAGAAAAAAGUUUUAUCAGACCUCACAAUCACUUUGUUCGAUGCAAAAACUACAAGAUUAAGGCACGUGAAGCUGAAAGAUGCAUCUAGUCUAUCGACUAAAGGAUUGAAAGUAUUGAAACAACAUAAAGUCAUCGAUCUAGAAGUAAAAGGGAUGAAGAUAACAAUAAAUGACUUAAUAAGUUGUCUUAGUGAAUGGAGCUUGCUCAACCUGCGGUCUUUGAGUGUUGCUAAGGGAAGCUUCAUAGAUUGUUCUAGAGUCUGCGUGUUUUUAGCGUUAAGCAAAUUACGAGCCCUUCAAACAUUAAAUGUUUCUGGUACAGAAUUUAAUAAACACGGAUUGGAAAUUGUCGUUGAAGACCUGCCAUCUUUAGAGACUCUUGAUAUUUCCUGUACUCGUGUUGAUGAUAUAACACCCUUAAGAAAAUGUAAAGACCGGCUGAAAAGUCUCGCAAUGUACAAUCUGAAGAUAAGUGGCUACGCAAAUUUGAAAUCAGUGCUGCUUGAAUUAAAUGAAUUAAGGCAUCUUGACAUUUCUGAUGAACGUGAUUCAUACACAUUUGAGAUGUUUGCACCAAUAAGAUCCAAAAUAACAGAUGUACUACGUACUGUGAAUUGUAUGCCAUACUUGACAAGCUUAGAUAUAUCCGGAAAGGAUGAAAUCGAAGUUCGGGAUCUUAAGGAGUUUAUAAAAUCUCAUCCAUAUUUAGAAUUUUUGGGUCUCGUACAUUCAGAUGUAUGCUAUGAUGAUAGUCUCGCCAACCCAGCUAAUAAAGAUUAUCGACCGAAUCUCAUGGUCAGCGGUAUGGCAACCGAGACUCAGAUCCUUGAAGCGCUUCGACGAUAUCCUCACAGACCAGUUUAUGUGCAGAAAUGUCUCUACAAUUUGUUCCGCUUGACGCCGUACUUCAAUGAAGCACGUGUCGACGUAAUUCAACUCGUAUUACCUGGAAUGCGUGCUCAUCCAGAUGAGUUUCGCGUCCAAAUGGCUGCAACAGCAUGUCUCUAUAACUUGACUAAGGGUGAAUUGGCAAUGAGAAUUCAUCCUAAUAUUCUUAAACAAAUUGUGGAUCUCACAUUGGUAGCCAUGGAGUCAUAUCCGAAUCAUUAUCAAUUACAGAAGAACACCUUGCUUACUCUGUGCAGUGAUCGAAUUCUACAAGAUGUCGCUUUUGAUAAAUACAGAUGUGCGAAACUGGUUAUGAAUUGUCUCUCGGCGUUCGAUGACCCAUCGAUGAAUCGGAUGUCAGUGGCAAUAUGUUCAAUUCUAGCCGCUAAAAUAUCGACGGUGGAAACUUCAAUGUUGGGAGCAAAACCUCAAUAUAUGUCUAAAUUACUUUCAAUGGUCAGAUCAAAGAUUGAAUCAAAAUCAGUGGACAUAACCAUGAGAUUUACACUGAGUGCCUUAUGGAAUUUGACGGAUGAAAGCGCGAUAACAUGCAAAGUGUUCUUGGAAGAAGGUGGCAUGGAUUUGUUUUUGGAUGUACUUGAGGGUUUUCAAGGUGAAUCCAGUGUGGAGACCAAAGUUCUGGGGUUACUCAACAAUAUUGCUGAGGUUGCCCAAUUGAGACAGAGACUCAUGCGACCACGAUUCAUGAUCAUGCUAUCAUUUUUGCUGGAUUCGGAACACAUUGAUGUAUCUUACUUCGCAGCUGGUAUUGCUGCUCAUUUGUUAAGCGAUGGUAUACACGCCUGGGAAAAUUGGAUGGCACCACCGACUAUACCAAACAGACAGCAAUUGCUAGAGCAAUUGGAAAAAGCUGUUACUAAGUGGCAAACUCCACAAGGUGAAAUGGUAGCCUACCGAAGUUUUCAGCCAUUCUUUCCACUUUUACGAUGCAAUGAGGCUAAUCCAGUUCAGCUAUGGGCAGUAUGGGCUAUUCAUCACGUCUGCACGAAAAACCCAAAACGUUAUUGCGGUAUGCUAGUGCGAGAGGGGGGUGCCGACAUACUACGGAUACUGGAGCAGAACAAGAGCGAAACUGAAGCACAGCCGAACGUGAGAGCCCUCUGUCGCUCAAUUUUAGAAACCCUCGCUUUACAUCGGUGCUGACAUGGCAAGUUGGACUUUCGUGGUUUCGGAAAAUUCAACGUACUCCAGUGUUAUGGUGGCAUUCUAGUCAAUUCAAAAAGCCUCGCAGCAGUGCAAGCUUUUCUUUGAUGAAUAUUAUUUUGUUGAUCUCUUCUUGUUGAAAACUAAAAUGAAUAAAUUCACAUAAAAUCAUCUAGAUAUAAAAAAUAUUCGAUUAAUUUAUGGAUAAGUCUUUCGCCAAUGAUGAUAAUUCCUAUCAUGGUUAUAACUAUGGUCUGCUUUAUGCAAGCAAUUUCGAACACAUUCUAAUAUAGGAUGUAGGAUGGGAAAUCAAACAGAUAAUUGUGAAUCGAUACGAUUAUCGAUAUUGCGAUACUAUAAAUGUCCGUAUAGAUAUGAAACAAUGAUUCAAUUUUUGCGCUCUCACUAUGAUCUAGUUAAUAGUAUAAAUGAGGUCACAUAUGCCAAAAAAUGGUUUUUUUAAAUUAAGGCUGUAGCCAAACUUGUCUUAGAUGUUCCUAUAUAUAACUGGCCAUUCAAAGCAAAAAAGAACAACUAAAAAAAAUAAUGUUUUUUAAUAAACUAAACUAUCGCAUGGAUUUUUGUUGCCUAACUUGCGAGAACAUAAUUAAUGUACUUCGAAAAUAAAAUUUCUUAGUAGAA